Molecule: messenger RNA, 1899 nt
Organism: Mucor velutinosus
Lineage: Eukaryota; Fungi; Mucoromycota; Mucoromycetes; Mucorales; Mucoraceae
Product: HpcH_HpaI domain-containing protein
Exons: 7
Coding region: 1-1899 (632 amino acids)
Molecular function (GO): oxidoreductase activity; FAD binding
Source: RefSeq, a predicted model, not a curated record
AUGAGCGCAAUUACAGAAACAACACAAACAACAACUAAAGUCGACGUAUUCAUCUGUGGUGCAGGCCCAGUUGGGCUCUUUUUUGCCUAUCAAAUGGCCAUGCGAGGACACUCCAUCUUUAUCUGUGAUUACAAACCUGGGCCAACGCUGGAAAGUCGGGCAGCAUCAUUGACAGCACGCUCUAUGGAGCUCUUUGAAGCAAGAGGCCUCGCAGGCGAUUUUAUUGCAGAAUCAUUUGCGGCCAAGGGAAUUAGAGUAUGGAGAAACGGUAAACUGCUUGGUCAAUUUGAUUAUGGCGGCGAUACAGCUUAUGGCCAGCUUACCAUCAUCUCUCAGAGUAAUACGGAGAGUAUCCUGAGUCGCAGAUUAGAGGCAGAUACAGACAGCUGUGUCCAUUGGGAAACCGAACUGGUCUCGUAUGUUCAAGACAAAGACAAGGUUGUAGCAACUGUACUAGAUAAAAAGACAGGAGAAGAGCACAGGGUGGAAUCUGCAUUUAUCGUGGGCGCUGAUGGCAGCCGAUCAAAAGUAAGAAAGGAAAACGAGGGCUGGACAUUCAACGGCACGGCCGAAAAGACACAGUUUGCAUUGGCCGAUAUCGAACUGAGCGGAAAGGGCAUUGAAGAAUUCAGCGAGAGACUCAACUUACUGUCUAGAGGACCAGACGUCUUUGGCAUGAUCCGUCUUAACCCUCUUCCUCACGAAAGCGUAAAUGAUUUCAGCACUUACCGCAUCUUUGGCAACUUGACUGAAUACAACCCUGCUAAUGCCAAGAUCAGUAACAGCGGCGAGGUGGAUCAUGGUUUAGUGGCAAAGAAGCGCGACACGCAAGCGCUGACACUGGAGUUUAUUCAGUCUUGGCUGGACAGGUUUACAGAUCCCUACAAACUAACUGCUGGCAAAAUGAUUUGGGCUUCGCAAUUCAAGGUGAACGAAAGAAUCGCCAAUGGAUACAGAAGGGACAGAGCAUUCUUAGUCGGAGACGCUGCACAUUGCCACUCUCCAGCUGGUGGACUGGGGUUAAGCUUGGGAUUGCAGGAUGCGGACAACCUUGUAUGGAAGAUGUCAGAUGUCCUCAAGGGCGUCUCCAGAGACCCAGAAAGACUAUUGAAUUCAUACAACCUUGAGAGAUACCCUCUUGCUGAAGCGACACUCAGAGCGACAAGCAACUCCAGCGAUGCUAGUUUUACUCGAAACGAACUGGUUGGCUACGUAGCCACUGUUGCUGCAUUUGCUGCAUUGAAAGUUCCUCAGGUGCGCAACUUUGUCUAUGAAAGGGCUAUGCAGCUCAAUAUCUGCAUUGAUCCCGAGCACUCCCCUAUUCUGGGCAGAUUUGAUAAAGGACUUGUCAAGCCAGGUCAAUUCCUACCCAACCACGAGCCUCUCCGCAAAGCCAUCUUUCCUCGAGCAACCCCAUCCAAAGCAAAUAGAUACAUUCAUCGACAAACGCUUCGAGAUAUCCUGAUACUAACAGAGCAAACAGCUGUGAUUUACAUUGGCACGAGGUAUUCCGGCGCUGCUUCCAAUCAAGACAUCAUUAAAAAAUUUUGGAUCCAAACUAAAUUUCUGCCUGUAAAGCGUCUGGUCGUUCAAUCUGUUGUCAACUGCAAUCUGGCCCGUCCUCCUGCGUACAUUCAAGACGACGAAAAGGAAGAAGCAGAAGAAUCGUUCUACAACGAAGAAAGAAUUGAUACGCCACUGUCUCUUACAAAGCAGGUUGGACUUUUGCCUCUGUUGUCCAACAUGUUGUCAGCAGUGCAAAAUCCACCCGGCGUGCUUCUAGUGGUCAGACCCGAUUUCUAUAUCUCUCAGGCCCAACUCGUUCAUAAUGAAGCAGACUUGAUGUCAUCGUUGCGAUAUGUUUCCGACAUGUUUGUGAAUAAAGCCUCGUCUGUCUGA